CAUGGCAUCUGGGACAUGUGCAGAGAGCGGCAGAGCAGCCACGACCGCCUCUGUGGGCAGGCUGAUGAGCUGGGCUACUUUGAGCAGGUACCUGUGCGGGUAGCCCAAGGGCUAAUGCCUAGCUCGCUAGUGCUCACCCUCCUGGGCUUGGUUGUGGCUAACCUGGGGGGUCGCCGCUGGGGGGUGCUGGCUGGCGUGGCAGGGCUCGUGCUGCUCCUCUCGGGGCUAAUGAGCCUCGUAUCUGCCUCUUGGUACACGCAUGAGCUGUGGGCACUGCCCGCACCACCUGGCAGCACGCUGGUUGUAGGCUACAGCUUGGUGCUGAGCUACUUGGGAAGUUGCCUGGAGAUUUUGGGGGGGCUGGCCCUUGCCCUCAGCUUCCACCACUGCUGUGAGGAGCGCAGGACCCCCAAACUGUCCCCCAGCCCUGUGCAGGAGGCUGGACCGUGCUCCACCCCUGAGGCUUACUGCAAUCCCUGGGACGUGCUAGAAGACGAGCGAGACGGACGGCACUCAAGGAGCACACUGCCUUGUGACUCUGACUUGUAG
Apaloderma vittatum (bar-tailed trogon) is the source of this 549-nucleotide messenger RNA. RefSeq names its product claudin 23 (gene CLDN23). The record is from RefSeq and is a predicted model, not a curated record. Gene Ontology annotation, cellular component: bicellular tight junction; plasma membrane. Gene Ontology annotation, biological process: bicellular tight junction assembly; cell adhesion. Lineage: Eukaryota; Metazoa; Chordata; Aves; Trogoniformes; Trogonidae. Gene Ontology annotation, molecular function: structural molecule activity.